This is a messenger RNA of Centropristis striata (black sea bass), 3020 nucleotides long. It is a transcript of the gene jam2a, whose product is annotated as junctional adhesion molecule 2a. Gene Ontology annotation, biological process: leukocyte tethering or rolling. The record is from RefSeq and is a predicted model, not a curated record. Lineage: Eukaryota; Metazoa; Chordata; Actinopteri; Perciformes; Serranidae. Gene Ontology annotation, cellular component: protein complex involved in cell adhesion; cell surface; tight junction. Bases 1263 to 2126 code for a protein of 287 amino acids. The transcript has 10 exons.
AUUCAACUUCUUGCCUGUUUAAGUGCUAGCAUUGAGACUUCCUUAAUAUACUGAAUUAUACAAAAUAUUAAUGCAGCCCGUUGCCAAUCAAUAUUGCAUCCUAUAAUAAGGCACCCAUUAUCAGCCUCAGUUGACCUGUAUUCAUUCUUUAUAGAGUGGAAUAACCAUAAUUAAUUAACAUUUUAAAUCUUGACUGUAUCUUUGGGGCGUAACACUGAAAAUUUGUAUUGUAUGUAUUUCUGAUUUGAGGAUGAACUAUCCCUUUAACAAAUUUUGGGUUGCCAGGUUGUGAAAAUAUGCUUUUGCUGGUGUUUUAUGCUCUUGUUAUGCAAGUUGGUAAUUUAUGAAUGUUUAAUAAGUUGUUAAUGACUGGGACUUAGUGUGAAUUGUUUGUAGCCCUUUUACAGAAAGGAAAAUUAACUUUUUUUGGUCCAUAUAUCAAAUAUAACAGUCAAGGGGUGAUUUCACAACCUGGCAACCCAGGAGCUUUUAAUGCCAUAUUAGUAGUAGUAAAUUAUUUGUUAACUAUUAAUAAAGCCAUUAGGUAAAACUUUAUCCCAUUUGUACAUAAGGGUGCCUUAUUAACUUCCAGAAAUAUGAACUGCGUAAUCUGUCCAUAAAUUAUUAGAAAUCCGAACGUUUGGAUGGAAAUUUUGACUUAAAUUGUGGGUUUUAGAAAAAAAAAAAUCUCUGCUCUCUACUACUAUAUAAAAAAAAAUCUUUGGGGUCAACCCGGGUCCCACUUGCUGUAAGGUAUGGUGCCACACCUUGUUGCCAUGCCCAGUUGACUCCCGCUAUGUGGCCGUUUGGUCGUGCAGUGCGCGUCUUGGACACGGCGCUGCGCUCUCGGCGCUCCGCCGCGCUGCUGUCUGAAGCUCACACACCCCGCCCUCCUCCUCCCUCCACCUCCAUCUCCACUUCGCCCAAACCGCACGACAGGAGGAGAGAGGACGUCCAUCCGAGUCUUUCAUAGUAACCGAGGCACGCCGCUCACAGCCAGCCUCCUCAGCCAGGGCUCCGGCGUCUCUCCCCGAUCCGUCCCGGAGCUGCGUCCCGCUCCUCCGCCCGCCUGCAGAGCUCCGCGCCGCUCCGCUCCUCUCCGCGCCGGCUCGUUCCGAUCGCUUCCCCCCUGGAGAACAGUUUAUUCCCUGGAAGCUGGAUGAAUAAUUGGAGAGUUGUGAACAAGUGCGAGAAGAAAGCUGAGGCUCGGGACCUGCCUCGCUCCGUCCAGGGAAGACAAGACUCCAGAGUUGUGGACGAUAAUGGAGGGGACGUCCCUGUAUCUUCCCAUUGUUAUUUUACUGAUGCAAUGUUCCCCCUCCGCUCCUGUCACAGUGUCGUCCAACAACCCAAAGGUGGAGGUGCGCGAGUUCUCAGACGCGACGCUGUCCUGCAACUUCCGCACAGAGACGGACCAGAACCCGCGCAUCGAGUGGAAGAAAAGGGGGAAAGAUGUUUCCUUCGUCUACUUUGAUGGACGCUUCAAAGGUUCCUUUGAGGGCCGGGCGACCAUUGCUGGUGCCACGGUAACGCUGCACAGGGUGACCCAGGAGGACGCUGGGGAGUACCGCUGUGAAAUCAGUGCUCCUCUUGACUCCGUCAACCUGGGCGAGACCAACAUCACGUUAAAAGUCCUGGUGCCCCCACACACCCCGUCCUGCGAAAUCCCCAACGCGGCAGUGACGGGCUCAGUGGUGCAGCUGCGCUGUAGGGACCAGCAGAGCAUCCCGCCUGCUACAUACACCUGGUACAAGGACAACCAGCUAAUCAGCCCGCCACGGCACGCCAACGCCACAUAUCUAAUCAACUCACACACGGGAGUACUGGAGUUUAAGGCUGUAGCCAAAGAGGACACGGGUCGAUACAGCUGCCAGGCGUACAAUGGAGUGGGGCCGGCCAAGAAGUGCGAGGGCAAGCACAUGAAGAUAGAGGAUGUGAACGUGGCGGCGGUGGUGGCGGCCGUGGUGGUGAUCUUCCUGGUGGCGGUGGUGUGCGGCUGCGGCGGACUCCUCCUGCACCGCAACGGUUUCUUCAGCCCAGGACACAGAGGAAGGUCCAAUGUCAACUACAUCCCUCCGCCCCAAGAAUCCCAGGAUUUCAAACACACCCAGUCAUUCAUGCUCUGAGAAGCUGGCCUUCCUGUGAGAACACAUCAUCCUGGUGAUAAGGUGCCAAACACUGGAUAUUUUUUCUCUCUCUGGACUCUUGAAUGAGCUCUCGAUCUUCCAACACAUGUCAAUCUUCUUCUUCUACCACUCCGUCUGGAUGGCAGGAACAUUUCUUCUUACUCUCUUGCUUUGCGCUUUGUGAGUCGCCUCAGUCAUCGAUGUUUUCUGCUCUUAUGGGAUUCAGUAGUUUCACGGCGUUCUGCUCCCCCCUGGUGGCCAGAAGUUGAAAUUCCAAUUGAUCUUUUUUUAAAUGAUCCAGGGACUCGUGGAGCUUUCUCCAGACUGUGUUUCCUCCCCCUGCGGGCCAAUCGUUUUCACUACCUUUUGUUUUAUUUUACCAAAGACUGACCGUUUAAUUUAAGGGAUUUAUUUGCUUUAAAAGAUCAAAAUCAUCGCAAGGGAAUUCUGCUUAAAGCCAUAGAGAAAGAAUUGUAUUCAAUCUACUCAAACAUAAAUGCAGUUUACCUCAGCAUCCGCCAAUAGUUUGUCUUCUGUAACACUGGGAUCAGCCCCGAGAUCCUCACGAUCUUAAUAAUGAAGCCAGUCCAGGACGACAGGAAGCAAAUCCAGCCAAUUAUACUGAGACCAACCCCAUUCCAUCCUAAUGUGCCUGCAUGGUCUUUUUAUAUAUAUACAUACACAUAUAUAUUAUAUACCUUGUGCCUUUUUAAUUUGUCUGUCAUAUUUAUCUAUGGAUCACACUUUUUUGUAAAGAACUUGCCUUACUUUUCUCUGUCUUUAUAUUUUUGUGCCACAGUUUGUCAGAGUGUCUGUUUUUAGACAGUGUGUGAAUGGAUUGUUCAGAGUUUUAUUUGAAUGGUGUAUCAGUAAUAAAAGGGUUUUCUAUUCAAA